This is a messenger RNA of Frieseomelitta varia, 2678 nucleotides long. RefSeq names its product WD repeat-containing protein 7-like (gene Rbcn-3B). Gene Ontology annotation, molecular function: protein binding. The coding region runs from base 441 to 2675 and encodes 744 amino acids. The transcript is spliced from 13 exons. NCBI's taxonomy places the organism in Eukaryota, Metazoa, Arthropoda, Insecta, Hymenoptera, Apidae. The record is from RefSeq and is a predicted model, not a curated record. Gene Ontology annotation, cellular component: cytoplasm.
CGAUUUGUUUCGGUAAUUAAAUAGAAAGUGGAUAAAAUCGGAAGCCUGCAAAUUGUCAGUGACAUCUCGCGAACAUGAUAUAGCAGACGCCUCUAAUUGCUUUUAAUAGGUUUUCUUCGAGAACUCGGGCGUAUCGCGUUGUCACGACGUUUGUCAAGCUUCUCCUGCUGCGGGCAAACGAUUUGUUUGAUAUUAAUGAAAAUAUCUGUUGCUAAUAAUCGAUGCAACGCUAAUUAUGCUUCGACCACUUUGCAACAAGAUUUUAUCAUUUAUUUGUCACGAAAUUGUUUCACUGCGUUGUCACUUGACAAUUUCUUUUGAAUCGUACCUCUUGAUUACUGUCGUCUUACAUCGCCUAUGUCAAAGAAGCAUAUGUUAUGGAUUUAGCAGCUUACGUCCUUGUAGGUUUAUGAAAUGAGUUUGCAUGUUGAAUUUUGAAAAUGACAGCGGGCACAAGCUUGGUAGUACCCAUAGUUUUGUGGGGUCGCAUAGCUCCGACUCACUGUAUUUCCUGCAUCUAUUUGUCUCGAGAUCAGAAAACAUUAGUAACGGGAUGUUAUGACGGCCAGAUAUGUUUGUGGCAGGUGGAUCCUGAAACGUUAAAGAUGAGUCCAAGGUGUUUACUUGUUGGUCAUACUGCUCCAAUAAUGUGUCUGAGUCGAGCAAGUGUGAUUAUGGAACAAAAUUAUAUCGUCAGUAGUAGUGAAAGCGGAGAAAUGUGCACUUGGGAUCUAGUCGAUGGAAAAUGCAGGGAAGCUGUAAAACUCAGCAGUGUUCACACACAGAUGUUGCCUUAUGUCUCUGCUGGUGGAGAAGAUGUUAGAUUAUUCUGUUCGGGAUAUUAUCCUGAAGUUUUAGUAAUGGACCCUUUUAGUUUGGAAGUUUUAUUCACCCUAAGCUCACGUGUUAAUCCUGACUGGAUCAGUGCUUUGCACGUUUUGCGGCCGGCCAAACGGAAAGGUCGGUUCUACGUGCAUACAAACGACGUUGUGCUGGCCUUAACGACGACUGGUACGGUCAAGGUGUGGACUCUUCUUGGACAUGAAAAUCGUAAUAGUGAACCUCUCUACGAACACGAAAGUAAACAGAUACGAUGCCUAAAUGCACUUGCAAUGACUUGUUGCCCGUAUAAUCAAAGAACCGUGUUAAUUGUGUGUUCCAAACAUUGGCAGAUAUACGAUGCUGGUGAUUUCUCCCUUCUAUGUUCCAUUACCUCACCUUGUGGUGAACGUUGGAUGGCCGGAGACUUUUUAGCUGCAGAUAGAGUUAUUCUCUGGAGUGACGAGGGUCAUGGUUAUCUCUAUAAACUACCAGCUAACAAGUUGAAGGGCAAGGCUCUUAGCAGUAGCGUUGCAGACAAUAAGAAUUUUCAUACCGCUGGUGUCGAAUAUGAUCAACCCUAUCUCUAUUGCACUUUGACACAACCUGGAGAUAAACCUCUGUCAUGCCCACCAGCAAUGCGAUUAGUUACAGUUCAGAAACAGACUAAAACAUUGAAAUAUUUGUUACGCGGUGACAGCGAAGGAGUUGUUCUGUGGACAGUUCCAGAAGUAACGACUCAACAAUUGGCACAAAUCUGUCAAAAUGACCGUUCAACCCCACUUUCAUUGCCACCAACGAUAAAAACAAGUAUUGCAAUGGCCUGGGAGGAAAUGAAACCACCGCCAGUUGGAAUAUUGGAUCAGUUAGAUAGCGGAGAUGGGCACGGCAUAAAAUUAACGGCUAGUAUAUAUUUACCGCAACAAAGUCGUUUGGUCGUCGGUCGUGAAGACGGCAGUAUUAUCAUUGUUCCUGCAACACAAACGGUCAUGCUUCAAUUACUUCAUGGCAAUCAUCAACAAUAUGAUGAUUGGCCGCCUCAUCAAGUACUUUUGGGUCACUCUGGUCGCGUGAAUUGCCUUUUAUACCCGCACGGAGCAGCGCCGCGUUAUGAUCGGGCCCACCUCGUUUCUGGAUCUGUUGAUUUCGCCGUGUGUUUAUGGGACCUUUAUGCUGGUACACUCAUUCAUAGAUUCUGCGUGCAUGCAGGUGAAAUUACACAAUUAAUGGUGCCACCUGACAACUGCAGUCCUAGAAUACAAAAAUGUGUUUGCAGCGUUGCGUCAGAUCAUAGCGUUACACUGUUGUCAUUGGCAGAGAGAAAAUGCGUUGUCCUUGCUUCUCGACACUUGUUCCCAGUUGUUACCAUAAAAUGGAGACCAUUGGAUGAUUUCAUGAUAGUUGGAUGUUCGGACGGAGCUGUGUACGUAUGGCAAAUGGAAACUGGUCAUCUAGAUCGCGUACUGCACGGCAUUAUCGCGGAAGAAGUGCUCUAUGCUUGUGAUGAAAAUACAAUAGCUGCGUCUGGUGGAUCAGCCGCUGGUGGUGAAUUAGGUUUAGCCAAUCCUGCUGUACACUUUUUCAGAGGCUUGAGACACAGAAAUUUGUCCGCUAUAAGACAUGCAACCCAAAGAGGAUUGCAUCAACUGCAACAACUUCACGGUGGACAAGGUGUUGAUCAUGGAAAUCAGAUAAAAACAAAAGGCACACCAUUAAUGAUUCAAGGUUUUAGAAGUAAUCCCAAAGAUCCGGAAAGUCAUAUUUUAUUUUUUGACAUAGAAGCGUUAAUAGGUAACGUUUCUUUUGUCUUUCUUGUUGAUACGUUAGACUGUCAAAAUUUUUAUAAAGACAUUUAGAAA